UUUGAGAAAUUUCGAAAUUAUGCUGCAUUUAGUGCAAAGCGGUAAAAGUCACUCCGUAACGACAAGUGUACCGGAAGGUUUGCCCGAACUUCUUUCCGAUAUAACACAAGAAGUCAUACGCUGGCAGCCAUCAACCGAAUGUAUGUGUGAAUUUAUAAUCGAUUACUUACGCUCGGUAAUUGCAGCCCGUGAAAAGUUACGAGUCGCGAAUAUGAUUAUUGAUCGCGCCUUGAGAAAAGUCGAUGAAAUCAUGGCUGACUUGUGCAUUUGCGGCAUAGCUAAAGAAAAGUCCGAACAAAUGAGCAUAGUUAUGGAGAAAUGCUUUAAACGUUUCUUAGCUAAACGCCGUUGCGAGAAGGAUAAGCAGAAUGAAGUCUUCAAACUCGUAGAACUGGAUAUACUGGACGAGUUGAUAAAAAAGUGUAAAUUUAGUGAUCUUGAAUUGAAAAAGACGCGAACAUUUAUCGAAGCAGCCUACGAUAGGUUUGUGGAUAUGUAUCUGAAGGCGCAGAAGGACGUAGACCCUACCGAAACCUUGUACCAAUACCUUGAGGAACGCGAACUGCAACGUUUAAGCGAACGAAAAUCAAGUGAGGCGGCUACCAAAAUACAGGCAUUCUUUCGCGGUUAUAUGGUCAGAAAGACUUUACGUGAAUUGAGGCAAACGACGAUGUGGUGGCAAACAAAUCCUGAGGUACCUUGUUCGGAUGAGCGAAUCAAAUCAUUGUAUGGUAUGGAAAAACCUAAAAUUCAGCAAACCUAUUAUGUCGAUGAUGAAUGUAAGUACAGCUCGAACGUAUCAAUGGCAGCGCGUUCAGCCCAGCAGUUUAAAACACGAGUUUCGCAGAAACAAAGACAACAAAGCGUUAGCACCUGGACAUAUCCAGAUUCCAUAGUGGAGCAAGAGGGCUUUGUAAAGCGGAUAUACAAAGCACCCUCUGAAACUAUGAUGGAUACUUUUGGAAAAUCGGAAGAUCAAGAAGACUUUGAAAGUGACGACAUAUAUAACGCUGCUAUAGAAGACGAUUUUCAAUUUGUGACCUAA
Molecule: messenger RNA, 1045 nt
Organism: Glossina fuscipes
Lineage: Eukaryota; Metazoa; Arthropoda; Insecta; Diptera; Glossinidae
Exons: 7
Coding region: 20-1045 (341 amino acids)
Molecular function (GO): protein binding
Source: RefSeq, a predicted model, not a curated record